UUAACCCCGGACAGAGAUCAGAUGCUGCAGUCGACAGGGGACCCGGGACAGAUGCGGGGCCAGGCUUCUUCGGCGCUUGAAGACUGCUGGUGCAGCGACCGGCAAGGAGCUGGUCGGGGACCCCCGCUGUCCGCUCUACAGGGGUCAUGCCCUGCGGGCAAAGGGAAUCAAACAUAAAGCACAAGUCACGCGCCCUUAGGUCUGGAGCACGCUUUGCUCCGGCAAGAGGGGAGUGGGGGGGCAGGUGCUGGUCUCUCUGACUGUUAUUGUGUACGCACUAGUGUUUCUCUAGUCAGGAAUUGAUUCCUCCUUUCCGUGAGCCUGCUCCGAGCCUGUGUCCGGGGAGUGACAUGCAAAGCAGAGACAGGGCUGUGAGACAGCUUUUAGGAUCGCCCUGGCAUGAGGACAGGGCACCCCACGUCACCCUGGCUCCGCGCUUUUUCUCACUAGAGCACAGAGGUAUUGACAGCCAGGCUUUUACACGGCUCUAGUUGAAGUCUAGUCUAAUACAUAUAACUCGUACAAUCGGGCUCCUUAUUUGCCGCGUAUGGGAGGCGGUGCCCACUGCGGAAGGAACUUUCCUCCCAAAACAAAUAUUUAUUUCCAGAUGCCUUUAAUUGGCACUUUGAAGUAGUGCAAGCGCCGAAAUCAUGCCUCGAGGUGUAAACCAACCCCCGAUCGCCCACCCACCUUCCUGACAACUGGACCACUUGUUGCGUGAAGCUGUGUUGUUUUGAGAGCAGGGUGAUCUCAAGGCACUGGCAGACUCCGACUUUGUACGGUGACGAUUGCUCUGCUCCGCGUAAUAAAACAUUCUCUCAAACGUACCUUGAGACUGUGACUACGGUGCUUACAGGCGCUGCUGUUUGUUUUUUGAAGAAAGGGGGUUCCUCAUUUUUAGCAUGCAGCAAAUGUCUCACAAGGAAGGGGAAAUAUCUGUAUCUAGCAGUGCAUACAAGUAGCUAUGUCCGUAUGCAAGAAAAUUCCCCAUACGGCACUGUGGUGUAGACACAACUUAACACACCCCACGCAGACUGAGCAACACACGCUAUUACAGAGUCCGCCUGUGUGCAGAGAGAUCCCGUAAGGUGUUUGACUCGGCGUGGGGGGCUCUAGUUCUUUGUUUACUGUCUUGCACAUCUAGGGGGUGUACGUGCGGGGGAGGGGGGAUCGCACCUAUUUUGGAAAAGCUGUAACAAGGUGAACCGAGGGAGCUUGUUCCCACCUUAAAAUCUGCACUCUUAGUGAUGUCACGUCGGAAAUUUACCAAAGCAAGAACUGGCCAACUGUGCAGAGAGAUCCAGCCCCUCGAAUGGCUGAUUGGGCGGGCAGCACUGACGUGCACUGACGCUUGGAGACUUUAGGUGCAUGUUGGCUGUGGAAUACGGAGCCCACAUAAACAAAGGCACAUUGGAGGGAAGGGCCAGUCUGUCCGGCUUGCUCGCACUGAGCUUCAAUAGUACUGUACUUCCCAACAGAGACUAAUUAGCAAGUGCUCCGUCAUCGGUUGCUUUAUCCGCCGAUCUGCCCCUGGGAAACUGUUGUUCAGACGGUUGAAUGAAUGAAAAAGACAUUGCUAACAAAGAACGCACGGGGCAGUCUGCGGUCCUCAGUGAUUUUCUAAAACCUUGGAAACUUUGUCUCCAUUGAAUACCGACACUGUCCACCUUUAAUUCCCUCGAAAACGCCUGUAACUCGGCUGAAGCCAUGCCCUGUGUUCAGGCUCAGUAUGGGUCAUCGCCUCAAGGAGCCAGCCCAGCUUCCCAGAGCUACAGUUACCACUCUUCAGGAGAAUACAGCUCCGAUUUCUUAACUCCAGAGUUUGUCAAGUUUAGCAUGGACCUCACCAACACUGAAAUCACUGCCACCACUUCUCUCCCCAGCUUCAGUACCUUUAUGGACAACUACAGCACAAGCUACGACGUGAAGCCACCUUGCUUGUACCAAAUGCCCCUCUCCGGACAGCAGUCCUCUAUUAAAGUGGAAGAUAUUCCGAUGCACAGCUACCAGCAACACAACCACCUCCCCCCUCAGUCGGAGGAGAUGAUGCCUCACUCAGGCUCCGUUUACUACAAGCCUUCGUCGCCCCCGACUCCCACCACCCCCGGCUUCCAGGUGCAGCACAGCCCCAUGUGGGACGACCCUGGCUCCCUCCACAACUUCCACCAGAAUUACGUGGCCACCACCCACAUGAUCGAGCAGAGGAAAACCCCCGUGUCCAGGCUCUCCUUAUUCUCUUUUAAGCAAUCGCCCCCAGGGACCCCGGUGUCCAGCUGCCAGAUGCGCUUUGACGGGCCCCUCCACGUGCCCAUGAACCCCGAGCCAUCCGGGGCCCACCACGUAGUAGAUGGCCAGACAUUUGCAGUGCCCAAUCCCAUCCGCAAACAGGCCUCCAUGGGCUUCCCCGGGCUGCAGAUCGGCCACGCUUCCCAGCUGCUGGACACCCAGGUGCCAUCCCCUCCUGCCCGGGGGUCUCCAUCCAACGAGGGCCUCUGUGCAGUGUGCGGGGACAACGCGGCUUGUCAGCACUAUGGCGUGCGCACUUGCGAGGGCUGCAAAGGGUUCUUCAAGCGCACUGUCCAGAAAAACGCGAAAUACGUGUGCUUAGCAAAUAAAAACUGCCCGGUGGACAAACGCCGCCGAAAUCGCUGUCAGUAUUGUCGGUUUCAAAAGUGCCUUGCAGUUGGCAUGGUCAAAGAAGUGGUUCGCACAGACAGUUUAAAAGGCCGAAGGGGUCGCUUGCCAUCCAAACCGAAGAGCCCCCAGGAGCCCUCUCCCCCUUCUCCCCCGGUGAGUCUGAUCAGUGCCCUGGUGAGAGCCCAUGUCGACUCCAACCCGGCUAUGAGCAGCCUGGACUAUUCCAGGUUCCAAGCGAACCCUGACUACCAGAUGAAUGGAGAUGACACUCAGCAUAUCCAGCAGUUUUAUGAUCUCUUGACCGGCUCCAUGGAGAUCAUCCGAGGGUGGGCAGAAAAAAUCCCUGGUUUCACUGACCUCCCUAAACCAGACCAGGACCUCCUCUUCGAAUCCGCUUUCUUGGAACUGUUUGUGCUCCGGCUAGCAUACAGGUCCAGCCCAGUGGAGGGCAAGCUUAUCUUUUGCAAUGGGGUGGUCCUACACAGGUUGCAAUGUGUCCGGGGCUUUGGAGAAUGGAUUGAUUCCAUUGUCGAAUUCUCCUCCAACUUGCAAAAUAUGAACAUUGACAUAUCUGCCUUCUCCUGCAUCGCUGCUCUGGCUAUGGUAACAGAGAGGCAUGGGCUAAAGGAACCCAAGAGGGUGGAAGAACUUCAGAACAAGAUUGUAAAUUGUCUCAAAGAUCAUGUGACUUUCAACAAUGGAGGUUUGAAUCGCCCCAAUUAUUUGUCCAAACUCUUAGGGAAACUCCCUGAACUUCGUACCCUUUGCACGCAGGGGCUGCAACGCAUUUUCUACCUGAAACUAGAAGAUUUGGUGCCACCUCCAGCAAUAAUCGACAAACUUUUCUUGGACACAUUACCUUUUUAAGACUCUUCCCAUGCACUUGAAGUGAACUUUAAAGAAAAUAAACUCUAUCUGUCUGAAGGGGAAUUCACCUGUGCGCAAAGUAGCACCUUUGAGUGCCACAUUCCCAUCCCCAAAACUGUUGCUAACCUCCUGAAGACAGAAAGUGAAUGGGCAUUUUGUCUCUGGAGCAUCAAGGAUUCAGAUGAUGGACAACUUAAAUACCAUGGUAUAAGCUUUUUAUUAUCGGCUCAAAAUAUUAUUAAGAAGGACUUCUGAUUAAAAAGACGAUCAUAUUUUGCAACGCUGGGCUAAGACUCAUAUGAUGACAAAGAAUUAAGGUGACCCACAAGUCUCACCCUCUUAAAGACUAAAGUUUUCUGAUGUAGAAGAAAGCUGUAAUAUAUAGUAAAAACUAAAUGUUUCGUGGGUGGCAUGAAAUUUAAAGAAGGCAAAGGCUUGUAAAUUUAUCAGAUGCAGUUUGGCUUUUUAAAUUAUUCUGUGCCUAUUUAUGAAUAAAUAUUAAAAUCAAUUCUAAAAAAGAUAGAUGUGUUCGCAAAACAAAAGAGAAUUAAGUAACUCAAUGAAAAGGGAAAGCAUGAUGAUUCUAGGAAGACAAUGUUAUAGGCACUUGCUAAUUCAGUAAUGUCUAUAUUCUAUAAAUAGUAUUUCAGACACUAUGUAGUCUGUUAGAUUUUAUAAAGAUUGGUAGUUAUCUAAGCUUCAAACAUUUCUCAAUUGUAAAAUAGGUGGGCACAAGUAUUACAAAACCGAAAUCUUGGACAAUGGGGCAUAUAGUGUUUGUAAACACCGUCCAACAUUCCUUGUUUGUAAGUGUUGUAUGUACUGUUGAUGUUGAUUAAAAAAAGUUUAUAUCUCGAUUAUUUUGUUGUCUAAAGCUAAACAAAUUUUGCAUGCAGCAGCUUUUGACUGUUUCCAGAGUGCUUAUAAUAUACAUAACUCCCUGGAAAUUACUGAGCACUUUGAAAUUUUUGUUUUGUUUUUUAUGUCUAAAAUUGUCAGUUAAUAUAUUUUAUGUUUGAGUAAUAUUUUGAAUAUUGCCAUAUCCUGUAGUAUUUUUCUUUGUAUAUUUCCAGUAUGGCACAUUCUACAAGUCACUGCCUUUUUUUCUAUGGUGUAUGACAGUUAGAGACGCUGACUUUUUUUUCCCCUGAAACUCUUUCUUUGAGAGAGACAAUUUUAAUGUUUACAACAAUAAAACCAUGUAAACGAAUAAAAUUUCGUCUUUCUGUCUAAGCGAGAAGUACCAAUACCAAAAUCCAUUGCAGAUAAAGAAAAGUGACUGUGACGAUGUAGUAAUAAAAAUGAAAAG
Pelodiscus sinensis (Chinese soft-shelled turtle) is the source of this 4813-nucleotide messenger RNA. Lineage: Eukaryota; Metazoa; Chordata; Testudines; Trionychidae. The record is from RefSeq and is a predicted model, not a curated record.